CACACUCCGAGACUGCAGAGCAGCACCUGUGCCGAUGAGCCGAGAGACCACCUCUAAAGUCCUCAGCGAUUCACUCAGAUCCCACAGUAUAAAGGCAAGCCGUAUCCUGCGUUCAGAGGACCAAAAGACCCUCAUCAAUCCCUUACAAUAGACACAUCCUGAAGCCUUACCAUGUCUGAUCCUAUCAAGACCGAUGUAUUUAUCUGUGGUGGCGGACCUGUUGGUCUCCUCACAGCCUACUCUCUUGCCCUCCAGGGGGUAACCUCUGUGAUUGUUGAGAAACACGACACCGCCCAACAGGCAAUGUACGGCCGAGCCGGAACCCUCUACCCCCGCACUCUUGAGAUGCUCGAUCAGCUCCAGCUAUUGGACGAGCUGAACCAGAUCGGCUAUAUCGCUCGGAACAGCGUGACAUAUAAGAAUGGUCAACUUAUCACGUCCAGAGGAUGGCAUAUCAUGUACCAACGUAUGCACGAGACUUUUAUGGACUAUAUCCUCAACAUUCGUCAGAAGUAUUCGGAGGAUGCCUUCCGGGCGGCAUAUGAGAAGUUGGGUGGUACGCCUUAUAUUGGCUGGCAGUUGGAGACAUUCUCGGUAGAUGAGUCCUGCGAGGAUGAUUAUAAGGUGACGUCUACGAUUAAGAACGUGAGCUCGGGAAAGACUUUAACUGUUAAGAGUAAAUUUAUCGUGGGUGCGGAUGGCGGCCACUCACUGGUGCGACGUCUCGCCAAUAUCGCCUCUGAAGGCGACCGCACCGAGUUCAAAUGGGUGCGUAUCGACGGGCAUUUCCGAACGGACAUGCCAGAUGCUGAUCUGGGAUUCGCCUCUAUCGAAUCCGAGAGCCAUGGCAACGUGCUCUGGGUGCAGAUGGACCACGGAGUGAAGCGAAUUGGAUUCGCAAUGACCGAGGAGAUGCUUGCUAAGUACGGUGAUAACCUGACCCUAGAGGAUGCCAAAGCAGAGGCUGUGAAAUCUAUGGCACCCUUUACCCUUGAGUUUGACUCCAUCACCUGGUGGACCCUCUACAGCAUUGGCCAGCGAGUCGCAGAGACAUUUGUCAAAGACGAUCGCGUAAUCCUAGCAGGCGACGCCUGUCACACGCACUCUUCCGGCGCCGCGCAAGGCAUGAACACCGGUGUUCACGACUCAGUCAACCUAUCUUGGAAGCUAGGUGGUGCCAUCAAGGGCUGGUACAGCCCCGAGGUCCUCCGAACCUACGACACCGAGCGACGCCCCGCCGCACAGCAUCUCAUUCAUCUCGACAAGACGUUUUCCGCCUCCAUCUCCGGCAAAGUACCCGACUCGUAUAAAGACCAGAACAUCACAGCGGACGAGCUCUUUACCAAGACCUUCGACGAUAACAUCCAAUUCAACAUCGGAUUGGGCAUCCACUACGAUGAAAACAUCCUCAAUAGACCAUCUCUCGCAACAAUGGUCACCGCUGGCUGGAGAGCCCCGGAUGCUACAGUAUAUGCUCCGGGCUCAAAAUUCCCUAUUCGACUUUUCCAACUCACCAAGAACACGGGGGCCUGGUCUAUUGUCAUCCUGGCAGGCCAUCCUGACAAAACCCGGAAGAAUCUGACCCACGCGAUACAGGAACUGCAAAAGCUCCAGGAAAGGCUUCCUUCCGAAAUGCUGCGUUUUAUCACAGUGGUCGCGCAGGCUGUGGGCGGGGGCGACCAGUGGUAUCAGAUUCCGAAAAUCGGUCGACUCUAUUAUGAUGCGGAGCGAUCGGCUCAUACUGCGUACACUGUAUCAGACUCGACUGGUGCAGUGGCGAUUGUUCGACCGGAUGGGUUGUUGGGAUAUGCCACUCGCUUGGAUGAUUUGAGUCAUGUGGAGGAGUAUUUCAGCGGUUUUGUAGCUCCGGCCUAUAUGAAGGAUUAAUUAGUAAUUGUGUUCCAACAGUCGAGAGGGGUGUUCACAUUGAUUUUUGCUUCUAAGAUAUGUAUAGAAAUGGGCCUGUUGUAGAGUUUCAG
Aspergillus sclerotioniger CBS 115572 is the source of this 1979-nucleotide messenger RNA. RefSeq names its product pentachlorophenol 4-monooxygenase. The record is from RefSeq and is a predicted model, not a curated record. NCBI's taxonomy places the organism in Eukaryota, Fungi, Ascomycota, Eurotiomycetes, Eurotiales, Aspergillaceae. The transcript is spliced from 4 exons. Bases 172 to 1887 code for a protein of 571 amino acids. Gene Ontology annotation, molecular function: FAD binding.